AUGCUCCCUUCCCAGACCUAUGUCAACAUCUCCUUCUUCCAGCCACCUGCUUUUCUGAUGAUUGGUAUCCCAGGACUGGAAGCCAUUCAUGGCUGGAUCUCCAUUCCCUUUUCCUCCAUGUAUACUGUGGCCCUCACUGGAAACUCCCUGAUCCUACUGGCUGUGAGGAGGACCCCCAGCCUGCAUCAGCCCAUGUACUACUUCCUGUCCAUGCUGGCCCUCACUGAUAUGGGUCUCACUUUGUCUACACUGCCCACCACCCUGGCUGUGCUCUGGUUUGACCAUCGUCUCAUUGGCUUCAAUGCCUGUCUGGUCCAGAUGUUCUUCCUACACUCCUUCUCUGUGGUGGAAUCCUCAGUGCUCCUGGCCAUGUCGUUUGACCGCUUUGUGGCAAUCUCUAACCCCUUGCGCUAUACAGCUGUCCUCACAAAUAAUGUCAUCAUCAGGAUUGGAAUAGUCAUUGUGGCUCGAGCCACUGUUUCCCUCUUCCCAGUGCCAUUCUUGCUUAAGAGGCUGAAUUUCUGCCCUGGCAAGAUCCUCCUAUCUCACUCCUUCUGUUUCCAUGCAGAUGUCAUGAAACGAGCCUGUGCUGACAUUACUGUCAAUAUCUUUUAUGGGCUUUAUGUUGUUCUAUCCACAGUGGGUGUAGACUCUCUGCUUAUUGUCAUGUCCUACACCCUUAUUCUUCAUACAGUGAUGGGGAUAGCCUCCCCCAGAGAGCGUUUCCGGGCGCUCAACACCUGUGUUUCUCAUAUCUUAGCUGUUCUGGUUUUCUACAUCCCAGUCAUAGGUGUGUCCAUGAUCCACCGAUUUGGGAAGCAUCUGCCACAUGUAGUACAUGCUCUUGCUGCCUAUGUGUACCUGGUCAUACCUCCUGUACUCAACCCCAUCAUCUAUAGUAUCAAAUCCAAGCCCAUUAGGGAAGCCAUGCUCAAGGUGCUGAGGAGGAAGGGGUAG
Molecule: messenger RNA, 957 nt
Organism: Orycteropus afer afer
Lineage: Eukaryota; Metazoa; Chordata; Mammalia; Tubulidentata; Orycteropodidae
Product: olfactory receptor 51I2-like
Biological process (GO): G protein-coupled receptor signaling pathway
Cellular component (GO): membrane
Molecular function (GO): G protein-coupled receptor activity; olfactory receptor activity
Source: RefSeq, a predicted model, not a curated record